AAUGAUGAAGCUAUCCGGAAAUUUGCAGAUGGCGUAGGCGGCGAAUUUUCCCAGCAUACAUUGCGCGCUCACACACGUUUCGGUCGUUUCGGUCCUUUCCCUUCGCAAGCGCCGGCAAGAUGCCUUCUGUCGGAGUCAAAGACGUUGACCAGCAGGCGUUUGUGCGGGCUUUGUCUGCCUUCCUCAAAAAGUCCGGCAAGCUGAAGGUUCCCGACUGGGUUGAUGUAGUGAAGACCGCCAUCUACAAGGAGCUGGCCCCUUAUGACGAGGACUGGUUCUACACACGAUGCGCAUCUGUGGCACGGCACCUGUACAUGCGGUCUCCAUCUGGUGUCAAGUCCAUGCGGAAGAUCUAUGGUGGCCGGUACCGCCGGGGUGUUCGCCCAUCUCACUUCUGCCCCUCUGCCAGUGUGGCGCGCAAGGCCCUCCAGGCCCUGGAACAGCUGAAGCUGGUUGAGCAGGACCCAAGCGGUGGCCGCAAGCUGACCAGUCAAGGCAGGAAAGUGGACCGGAUCGCAGCACAGAUCAAGAUGAAGACAUCUGUAUCUGCCAAAUAGAUGCACCCUUUCAUUAAAAUGUUUUGACCACA
Messenger RNA from Rhipicephalus sanguineus (brown dog tick), 589 nucleotides. RefSeq names its product 40S ribosomal protein S19-like. The record is from RefSeq and is a predicted model, not a curated record. Gene Ontology annotation, biological process: translation; ribosomal small subunit assembly. Lineage: Eukaryota; Metazoa; Arthropoda; Arachnida; Ixodida; Ixodidae. Gene Ontology annotation, cellular component: ribosome; cytosolic small ribosomal subunit. Gene Ontology annotation, molecular function: structural constituent of ribosome; RNA binding.